CUCGAUCCGCUAGGUCACAGCCCCGCGCAGAGCGAGCAGACGACGAGGAGCGGCCCGGCCUCAACCGGCCCGGGAGCACCACGCAGACAGUCGGGCCGCGCCGCCGGGGCCCGCCAGCGCUGCGCUGACAGCCGCGCCCGCGUCCUCCCCGCCGGGGCGCUCGCCGGACAUGCCCCCGGGGCGCGGCGGCGGGGACCCCGGGGCUUGCCUCCGCCCAGGGCCCCCCGCUCCGCCCUCGAGCGCCCCGGGCCCCCGCUGAGCACGCCUCUCGCACGCCCGGAUCCCUCCGGCCGGCGCGCAGACGGGCCCCAGCGCUGUCGGUCCCCGCGGGGCGAUGGGCUGAUGGGCGCCGCGGGACGCAGGAUGCGGUGGGCGCCCGCGCGCCUGCUGCCGCUGCUGCAGUGGCUGCUGCUUUUGGCGCCCGAGAUCCGUGGCGCGCCCGGCUGCCCGGUCCCUAUCCGCAGCUGCAAGUGCUCAGGGGAGCGGCCCAAGGGGCUAAGCGGCGGCGCCCCCAGCCCGGCGCGCAGGAGGGUGGUGUGCGGCGGCGGGGACCUCCCGGAGCCUCCCGAGCCCGGCCUUCUGCCUAACAGCACCGUUACCCUGCUCUUGAGUAACAACAAGAUCACGGGGCUCCGGAACGGCUCCUUCCUGGGACUGCCGCUGCUGGAGAAACUGGACCUGAGGAACAACGUCAUCAGCACAGUGCAGGCGGGCGCCUUCCUGGGUCUGGGGGAGCUGAAGCGCCUAGAUCUCUCCAACAACCGGAUUGGCUGUCUCACCUCUGAGACCUUCCAAGGCCUCCCCAGGCUUCUCCGGCUAAACAUAUCUGGAAACAUCUUCUCCAGUCUGCCACCGGGAGUCUUUGAUGAGCUGCCAGCCCUUAAGGUUGUGGACUUGGGCACCGAGUUCCUGACGUGUGACUGCCGCCUGCGCUGGCUGCUGUCCUGGGCCCGGAAUCGCUCCGUGCAGCUGUCGGAGCGCACGCUCUGUGCCUACCCCAGCGCCCUGCACGCCCAGGCCCUGGGUGGCCUCCAGGAGGCCCAGCUGCGCUGUGAGGGGGCCCUGGAGCUGCACACACAUCACCUCAUCCCAUCCCUCCGCCAAGUGGUCUUCCAGGGCGACCGACUGCCCUUCCAGUGCUCGGCCAGCUACCUGGGCAAUGACACCCACGUCCGCUGGUACCACAACCGGGCCCCUGUGGAGGGCGACGAGCAGGCGGGCAUCCUCCUGGGCGACAGCCUCAUCCACGACUGCACCUUUAUCACCAGUGAGCUGACCCUGUCUCACAUCGGCGUGUGGGCCUCAGGCGAAUGGGAGUGCUCCGUGUCUACGGUCCAGGGAAACGCCAGCAAGAAGGUGGAGAUCGUGGUGCUGGAGACCUCGGCCUCCUACUGCCCCGCAGAGCGAGUCGCCAACAACCGCGGGGACUUCAGGUGGCCUCGAACUCUGGCUGGCAUCACAGCCUACCAGUCCUGCCUGCAGUACCCCUUCACCUCGGUGCCCUUGAGCGGGGGUGCCCCUGGCACCCGAGCCUCCCGCCGGUGUGACCGAGCUGGCCGCUGGGAGCCGGGGGACUACUCCCACUGUCUGUACACCAACGACAUCACCCGGGUGCUCUACACCUUCGUGCUGAUGCCCAUCAAUGCCUCCAACGCGCUGACCCUGGCCCACCAGCUUCGAGUAUACACGGCCGAGGCCGCCAGCUUCUCCGACAUGAUGGACGUUGUCUACGUGGCUCAGAUGAUCCAGAAGUUUCUGGGUUACGUCGACCAGAUCAAAGAGCUGGUGGAGGUGAUGGUGGAUAUGGCCAGCAACAUGAUGCUGGUGGACGAGCACCUGCUGUGGCUGGCCCAGCGCGAGGACAAGGCCUGCAGCGGCAUCGUGGGCGCCCUGGAGCGCAUUGGGGGGGCCGCCCUGAGCGCCCACGCCCAGCACAUCUCUGUGAACUCAAGGAACGUGGCCUUGGAGGCCUACCUCAUCAAGCCGCACAGCUACGUGGGCCUGACCUGCACGGCCUUCCAGAGGAGGGAGGCCGGUGCGCCAGGCACCCGGCCCUUGGGUCCCGGCCAGAACCCCUCCCCGGAGCCGGAGCCCCUGGCCGACCAGCAGCUCCGCUUCCGCUGUACCACGGGGAGGCCCAACGUUUCUCUGUCGUCCUUCCACAUCAAGAACAGCGUGGCCCUGGCCUCCAUCCAGCUGCCGCCCAGUCUGUUCUCGUCUCUCCCGGCUGCCCUGGCCCCCCCGGCCCCCCCAGACUGCACCCUGCAGCUGCUCGUCUUCCGAAACGGCCGUCUCUUCCGCAGCCACGGCAACACCUCCCGCCCUGGAGCCGCUGGGCUUGGCAAGAGGCGCGGCGUGGCCACCCCCGUCAUCUCUGCGGGAACCAGUGGCUGCAGCGUGGGAAACCUGACUGAGCCGGUGGCUGUUUCGCUGCGGCAUUGGGCUGAGGGGGCCGAGCCCGUGGCCGCUUGGUGGAGCCAGGAGGGGCCGGGGGGGCCCGGGGGCUGGAGCUCUGAGGGCUGCCAGCUCCGCUCCAGCCAGCCCCACGUCAGCUCCCUGCAGUGCCAGCACCUGGGCAACGUGGCCGUGCUCAUGGAGCUGCGCGCCUUCCCCAGGGAGGUGGAGGGCUCAGGGGCAGGCCUGCACCCCGUCGUGUACCCCUGCACGGCCCUGCUGCUGCUCUGCCUCUUCUCCACCAUCAUCACCUACAUCCUCCACCACAGCUCCAUCCAUGUGUCCCGGAAGGGCUGGCACAUGCUGCUGAACCUGUGCUUCCACAUGGCCAUGACCUCCGCCGUCUUUGCGGGAGGCAUCACACUCACCAACUACCAGAUGGUCUGCCAGGCGGUGGGCAUCACCCUGCACUACUCUUCACUGUCCACACUGCUCUGGAUGGGGGUGAAGGCCCGUGUCCUCCACAAGGAGCUUACCUGGAGGGCACCACCUCCACAAGAAGGGGAUGCUGCCCUGCCUGCCCCCCGACCCAUGCUCCGGUUCUAUUUGAUCGCGGGAGGGAUCCCACUCAUUAUCUGUGGCAUCACAGCCGCUGUCAACAUCCACAACUACCGGGACCACAGCCCCUACUGCUGGCUAGUGUGGCGCCCAAGCCUAGGAGCCUUCUACAUCCCCGUGGCUUUGAUUCUGCUCAUCACCUGGAUCUAUUUCCUGUGCGCGGCGCUGCGCUUACGGGGUCCUCUGGCACAGAGCCCAAAGGGGGGCACCAGCAGGGUCUCCCUGGAGCCAGGGGAGGAGCUGAGGGGUUCCACCAGGCUCAGGAGCAGCGGCCCCCUCCUGAGUGACUCGGGUUCCCUUCUGGCCGCUGGGAGCGCAGGGGUGGUGACGCCCGGGCCCCCGGAGGAGGGUGACGGUCUCUAUUCUCCAGGAGCCCAGCUGGGGGCGCUGGUGACCACGCAUUUCCUCUACCUGGCCAUGUGGGCCUGCGGGGCUCUGAGCGUGUCCCAGCGCUGGCUGCCCCGGGUGGUGUGCAGCUGUCUGUACGGGGUGGCGGCCUCCGCCCUGGGCCUCUUCGUCUUCACCCAUCACUGUGCCAGGCGCAGGGACGUCAGGGCCUCCUGGCGCGCGUGCCGUCCCCCCGCCUCGGCCUCCCGAGCCUCCCCGCGGGCCGCGCCCACCCCGGGCCCCCGGGGGAGCCUCGGCCAGCGCCACCCGAACAACUCGCACCACGGCCGCCGAGGCCACAAGGGCCGGGCCAAGGGGCAUCGCGCGGGCGAGGCCGGCGGCAGGAACCGGCUCAGGGCGCCGCGCGGGGGCGUGGCCGGGGCGGCCGAGUUGCCGUCGGGCGAGAGCGGUAGCCCGCACAACAGCCCGUCCGACAGCUACCCGGGCAGCAGCCGCAACAGCCCGGGCGCCGGGCCCCCGCUCGAGGGCGAGAGCACGCUCACGCCAUCAGAAGGCAGUGACACGAGCGCCGCGCCGCUCCCCGAGGCCGGCCGGCCGGGCCAGCGCCGCAGCGCCGGCCGCGACCACCUCAAGGGCGGCGGGGGCGGCGCGCUGGAGAAGGAGAGCCAGCGCCGCUCGUACCCGCUCAACGCUGCCAGCCUGAACGGCGCCCCCAAGGGCGGCAAGUACGACGACGUCACCUUGAGCGGCGCCGAGGCGGCCGGCGGCGGCUGCAUGAAGACGGGGCUCUGGAAGAGCGAGACCACCGUCUAG
This is a messenger RNA of Lipotes vexillifer (Yangtze River dolphin), 4173 nucleotides long. RefSeq names its product adhesion G protein-coupled receptor A2 (gene ADGRA2). The transcript has 20 exons. The coding region runs from base 343 to 4173 and encodes 1276 amino acids. Lineage: Eukaryota; Metazoa; Chordata; Mammalia; Artiodactyla; Lipotidae. The record is from RefSeq and is a predicted model, not a curated record. Gene Ontology annotation, molecular function: G protein-coupled receptor activity; protein binding. Gene Ontology annotation, cellular component: Wnt signalosome; plasma membrane. Gene Ontology annotation, biological process: cell surface receptor signaling pathway; central nervous system development; positive regulation of canonical Wnt signaling pathway.